Sphaeramia orbicularis (orbiculate cardinalfish) is the source of this 9098-nucleotide messenger RNA. RefSeq names its product helicase with zinc finger domain 2-like. The coding region runs from base 351 to 8993 and encodes 2880 amino acids. Lineage: Eukaryota; Metazoa; Chordata; Actinopteri; Kurtiformes; Apogonidae. Gene Ontology annotation, molecular function: RNA nuclease activity; metal ion binding; RNA binding. The record is from RefSeq and is a predicted model, not a curated record. The transcript is spliced from 20 exons.
AAACGAAAGUUAGAGCGGCAGCUUUCAGCAGACAGCCGCAUAAAAGAGGUCCACCUGGGGACAGCGGGUGUGAACAGAGCCGGGUCAGGGGGUCAGGAGGUCGGAUCAGUGUCAGUCUGACAGCCGGAGCGGGAUCUGGACCCGGGAGUCCACAUGGAACCAGGGACCACCAGGGACCGGCAGGAAAGUUCAGAGGGAGGAAGAGGGAGCAGCCCAGUCCAGGUCUGGGACACCGAGUUUCAUCUAAAACCUGAGGUGCUUCUGCUGUCAGUUUACUGUCGAUAAAACCCUUCAUUUAGUUUAUCUAUUAUUUUUUCCAAACUGGACUUGACGGUUACACAUUUGUCAAGAUGUCGCCUCCAUCCAGACUGGAUCCACUUUUAGAGUCGUUUGACUUCAAACUUGUUUGUGAUAAAUGUUCCGUCAAAGACAAGGAGAUCACGUACAGACUGAAGGCGGUUCAACACCAGUGUGGACGCAGCGUCCUGCUCUGUCGAGGCCGAGGUCGGACCGUCUGGAGGCCCAUCAAACGUCGACCCCCCUUCCCGAACCCGAGCCAGUACCUGGUUUGUUGGCAUUUUGUGGAGGACCAGGGCUGCACCCAGCAUAAGAAUCGCUGCUUUUACGCCCGGAGCGAGGAGGAGGCGUCGGUGUGGACGUUUCAGAAGCGUCAGGGCUUGGACCACGAGGAACUGUGUCGACUAGUCGCCAGGUUGGACGGAGGAGGAUCUGCUUCUGCUCAAAGCACCGAGGCCAAACCGUCGGACCUCCUACCGACUCUAGAUCUGAAAGCUGUAUGUGAUGUUUGCUCUGUUAAGCAGAAAGAAGUAACCUACGCCGUUCGGUCCGUCAGUCACAAAUGCAACAGAAAUCUCCUUCUCGCUAAAGACAAAGCGUCGAACCAGUGGAGGCCUGUGUCCGACCGACCCACAUGUGUCCGGAUGGGUCCAAACGUCCUCUACGAAGUUUGUCGAUACUUCAUAGAGGAUUUAGGAUGCAGGCAACAUGGAGACAACUGUACGUUUGCCCGAAGCCAGGAGGAGGCCACGGUUUGGAACUACAUCAGAGACAGAAACCUGAACAUCGUGGAACUCCUCCGACUCAUCGGCGAGUCCGAAGCGACACAGAAAACUCCAGAAGACGAAGCCAAACGCAUCCUCCAACACUUCCCCGGUGAGUUCAUGGAGCUGUGUAAAGUCUGCUUCCAGGGUCGGCCUCCAAAGCUGGCGGUGAAAAAGUGGAACGACACCUGCUCAGCAGACGCCGCCCACCUGUGGGAGCCGGUGUUGGUCCACCACCAAUCAGACAACAGGAAACACGUCUACAACCAGGUGAGGCCGCCGCCCGCCAACGGCCCGCCCAAAUACUGCAGCCACGUCCGGGAGGGGAAGCCCUGUUGGCACGGCGCCAGCCACUGCGGCUCCGCCCAGAGCCAGGUGGAGAUGGAGGUGUGGCUGGCGGAGCAGGCGGGGCUUCCCGUUCGCUGUCUUCUCCUUCAGAUGGGCGGAGCUGGGCGGGCGGAGUCCAAGCCGGUCACCAUGUAUUGCAAAGUGUGUCUCCUCGUCCUGUCGUCUCCAGAGAGCUUCUACAAACACUGCUCGUCUUUGGAGCAUGCCCAGUUACUGUCUGAGGACACGAGUGUCCGCUGGAGAGGCCGCCGGCCGCCGCACGACCGCCGCGCCGAGUUCUGGAUGUGUGACAGACCUAAGACCUGUGAAUACGGGACCCAGUGUCCUAAGGCUCAUUCACCUGAGGAGCUUCAGGAGUGGAUGAUGCGCGUGGCGGAGGUGAAGCAGAUCCGACAGAACAUCGAAUCCCAGGGUCUGAUGUGUUACAAUGAAAAGCUGCUGGGGGAAUACAGAAACAGCAGCAACGAAGUCUACAUCAUGUCAGAACAUGUGGAUGAUGUCAGCGUCUCCUGUGAUGAAGAUUUAACUGUGAGCUGUGACCAGAUGGAUGUGACGCAGAAGUGGAAUUUCCACGUUGAAACAGAGAGGCAGCUUGUGCAUGUGGCGUUGCUGAAGCAGGAACCUGGAGCGUCCUUCUCGCUGGGUGACGUCCGUUCAAAUCCUUGCUGCAUCUACUCGUCAGGCCAGGCUUUCCUCCGCCCGGACGCGACCUAUGACCUCAGCGUGACCUUCACGCCCUCCGUCCCGGGCCUGUAUGAGCAGUGGCUGGUGCUGGACUUCGACGUGAGGCCGGUGCUGCUGACGAAGCUCCGGGUCAGAGCCGGGCAGCCGACGCCGGACGACGCAGAAGAACCCGCCGUGACCCGCGGAGCCGCUUCCAAAAACACCGAGCGCUGGCACCGAGGGAACAGGGCCGUCGUCCCCUGUUCGUCCCGGACCGAAGAACAGGAGGAGCUGCUGAAGGAGUACAAACCUCCGCUCGUCAGCUUCCAGUUCACAUCCUCCUACAGCCGCCAAACGCCUCUGAACCAGAACAACUACAAGGACAGAAUGCAUCAGUUCCUGUACGGCGAGGAGCGAGCAGAAGACCAGGUCGUAUCAAGACUUAAUGUUUGUGGAGAGAUCACGACGAUGGGCAUGAAUGUGUCGAAUAAAACGGGUCCUGGAAGGGAGGUGGUCUGCGCCGUGCCGGUUCCAUGUAACCUCACACCCGACACCCCAGAAGGCCUGGCUCUACGCCGGAGCGUCCAGUCAGCCCUGGUCGCCCUGCGGCCUUCGACCGGCCACGGCAGUAAAGUCUACGAAGCCAGCAUCCUGCAUGAGCAGACCAUGGAGAACCAAAUGUACCUGCAGCUGAGCAGAAGGUGCUGCUCCGACCUGGACAUCCGGGCCGACAGAACCUACGAGAUGGAGGUCCAGUUUCAGAUGAACCGCCAAAGCUUCUGCACCAUGCACAAGGCUGUGGACCUGCUUCCAGACACCAGGCGUGUGAUGCCGGACCUCCAGAGCUGCAGCGUCCCUGUCAACGGCGUCCGCUGCGACGGGCUCAACGCCAAGCAGCAGUCGGCCGUUGACUUCAUCACAGGAGAUCCGAUAAAACAGGCACUGGUGGCACCGCUGCUCAUCUACGGACCCUUCGGAACCGGAAAAACCUUCACACUCGCUACAGCAGCCAGAGAGCUCUGCAGGAAGCCCGACAACAAAAUACUGAUAUGCACGUACACUAACAGUUCUGCAGACCUGUACGUCCGUGAGCACUUCCAUCCAUUUAUUGACGACAAACAAUAUCGAAUAAAACCGAUUCGAAUAAAAGCAAACAGACAGGGGAACACGCUGUUCGCCACAGAUGAGACCACUUUAAAAUACUGUUUCCUCAACGAAAAGAAGGAUUUUCUACUUCCACCGAAGGCCGUCCUGGAUCAACACAACAUUGUCAUAACCACCACAUUGAUGGCACGACGCUUCCACGAGUUGAAGCUUCCAGACGGAUAUUUCAGCCACAUCCUGAUCGACGAAGCGUCUCAGAUGCUGGAGUGCGAAGCCCUGAUGCCGCUCGGUCUGGCCGGACCCGACACCAGGGUGGUUCUGGCCGGAGACCACAUGCAAAUGGGCCCUAAGCUUUUCUCAGUGGACGACCACGACCGAUCCAAUCACACGCUUCUUACUCGUUUGUUCCACUUCUAUCAAGGCCAAACCUGUGAAACGGCGCAGAACAGCAGAAUCAUCUUCAGCGAAAACUAUCGCUCGACUCAAGAGAUCGUGGAAUUCGUCUCGACUCAUUUCUAUGUCAGCGGCGAUGUCAUCAAAGCGAGCGCAGCUGUCCCGCCUCCUCCCGACGGCCACGCCCUCAAGUUCUUCCACGUGAGGGGGGAGUGCAUCCUGGACAAGUGGUCUAUGUCCUGGUACAACAAACAGGAGGUGGUCAGCGUGGUCGAAGCAGUGAAAGACAUCCUCCAGACAUGGCCGUCGACGUGGGGGGUUCAGGACCAAGGAUCCAUCUGUGUUCUGUCAGAGGGAUGUCAGGUUCGACAAAUCAGAGCAGCGCUUUCGAAGGAAGGCCUGAGUAAAGUCAGAGUUCAGAAUCUGGCAAAUGUACAAGGCAGACAGUUCAGGAGCAUCAUCAUCACCUCCGUUCACACCCGCGACAGCCUGGAAACCUCUCACCUGCCCGGUCUGGAGCUGUUCAACGACGCCCGUGUGCUGAACACCGCCAUGACUCGAGCUCAGUCGUUGGUGGUCGCGGUCGGCGACGCCAUCGCGCUCUGCUGCUUCGGCAAAUGCUCACAGAUCUGGAAGAACUUCAUUGACCACUGCAUCAACAAUCACAGCGCCAACCCGCAGUAUUUCACCAAAGACUUCUUUGAAAAAGAAGUUGCAGAAAUGGCGAAGUUUCAAAAGUGUGAACCUGUGGAAGAAAAUAGCAUUUUAACUGAUGCCAUUCUGCAAGAGUUAAAGGCUGGUUAUGAAGCGUUUACAGCAGAGUGUGGUUCAGCAGAAGAUGGCUUCGAUUCCAAAGCUUCGAACUCCAGUCCAUCGUAUGACAGCACUGAACCUGACCCAGAAGCUUUAGCGUUAGUUACAAAACAACCACGGAUGUUCAAGCAUGGAACACUGGUCAGAGAGACAUACAAUCAAGGCUACGUCAUCCCAUUCGACAGUCCCAACACACGCAUCAGGGUGAAGGGGAGGCGGAGCCUGGGAAGGGCAUUCACCGGAGACGAGGUCAUCGUACAGACAGCGACCGUGGUCAGCAUCACCAAGGAGGAUGAAUCUGCACGGGUCCUCGUGUGCACAUUGGAGGAUGUAGAUCACAGCAAACCGAGUCAAAACUAUGAUGACAAGUACAUCAGACGGAUGAUGGUGCCCAUCACAAAAUCUGACCCGAAGAUCCGCAUCCUGAUCAGCAAGAGGAACCGCAACGUCAUUCCAAUAUGGGAGCAAACUGAUGGAUACUGGUCAAUUGUAGCGUCUGAACCUCUUAACGAAAGCCUCAAACAGAAUAAUGUGUUUCUGGUGCAAGUGAUUGGCUGGAGAGAAGACUGUUUCUGUCCAUUGGGCAAGGUGAUAGACAUUCUUCCAGCUGGACCAUCUUUGGACAAUGGACUCAGACUUCUGAAUAAAGAAUUUAAAGUCACAUCUACAUAUACGCCACUCACCGGUUUUUCCACAGAGGACGAGGACAAGUCCCUCAGGAAAAACAUGCGUGAGGUUACAACUUUCACCAUCGAUCCAGAAGUUGCUGAAGACCUGGAUGAUGCCAUCAGCGUCAGAGAAGAUAGAGACCAUUAUGAGGUGGGAGUCCACAUCGCAGACGUGUCGAGCUUCGUGACUCACGGUGGGAAAUUAGAUGAAGAUGCAAAACACCGCGGUACAACAUAUUACAGCGGUAGCAGCGGUGAAAAACCCAAAGAUAUGUUUCCUCCCAAGUUAAUCAAGGAACACUUCAGCCUUCUGCCAAACAAGGACCGCAGGGUGGUUUCACUGUUGUUCAGAGUUGACAAAAAAACAUACGAAGUCGAAGGAGAACCCAAGUUCCAGCUUUCAACAAUUAGAUCAGACAGGAAACUGUCAUAUAAGGAAGCAGAGAAAAUAAUCACCACAGGACGCAAAGAGAACCCAAACUUUGACCCAGUAGAAUGCUGUGUCAUGAUCGCUUAUCGUUUUGCAAAAGCUCAACGGAAGAGAAGGCUUAAGAACUGGGUUUACGCUCAACCAGAUGAAGAUCGACGGCCAGGGCAGCGCAAAGCCCAUCUGAUGAUCGAAGAGCUCAAUGUGUCGUUCAAUGUCCAGACAUCCAAGAAACUGACCAGAUCCACAAAAACAAGGAGUUUGGCACCUCUCCGCUGCCAGAAACGACCGGAUGUCGACAAGGUUGAAGAAUUCAGACAGAAAUGUGCAGAACUCAUACCAGUGUCUUUUUGUGUGUGGAAUGAAGUUGACUGUGAUGAAGAAGACACAACCUGUGAGAAGUUCCACAUUCUCCCCAAGGUUUGGGAAGACAUCCAAAGAGCCGCAAGAGACAAUGAUAUCGACAAAAUGGUGGACCUGGUUGCUGCAGAUGACAUCCACCCUCAGCUUAUUCCGCUCACUAAUCAGUUCAGAAAGUGCUCAAAUAAAGCUUAUGUCAUCCGCUCCAACUCGUCGGAGGAUGCGAAGGUUGGACACUACUCACUGAAAGUGAACCCUUACACUUACGCAUCUUCGCCAAUUCGCAGGUACAUGGACGUCGUUCUGCAGAGGCUUCUACACUCUGUCAUAUGUGAGAAGAAUGUCCCAUACACAACAAUGCAGAUUACAUCUCUGUGCAACCCCUUCGAGCAGAAGAUGAAGGACGCCAGUGAGUAUGAAAAAAAGGCUGAAAAAAUAUCAUACGCAGUGAGCAUGAGGAAACAGAACGUGCCAAAACUAGCCUUUGUGGUAAAUGCAGAGCCGGACACAGAGAGCUUUUUGGUGGCGUUUCCUUUUAACAAGAACGUCUUUCCAGAGAAUGUUCCAGUCAUGUACAGAGAUUUGCAACUGGAGGAUCAACCACUUUAUGAUGAGGACAAGCACUGCAUCACACUCCUAUGGAGGAGGAGGAUCUACGCAGCAAACAAAGAAGAGUUCCACCAACAGCUGAAAACACCUCCAGACUGUGGCCCACGCAUUGAACUUCCAGGACAAAUGUGGAAGUCAACCAUUGAAGCAAUUAAGAAAGAAACAUGGGAUGAUGCAAAGAAGCUCAUACUAUCUGCAGAGACUAAGCCAGUGUUGCCUCAAACCCAGAUCAACUCAUGUCCUUCUGAGCAGGAGGAGGGAGAGGAGGAGGAGCAUGAGGUUGACAUCAGUCUCCUGUUGCGACCAGGCGACACCCUUCAGGUCCAAAUGACAUCUGAGUUAAAGAGGGCUUACCUGAUACCUGCAAUUCAGUUGGUCAACAUCACACCAAAGUUUGAGGUCUGUGUGGAACACGUCCACAACCCCAUCACCUGCUUCUCACAGCCUGCUGAUAAUCAUUCAAAGCUAUACUAUCGGAGUCCGGAGGACUAUGUGAACAUCUGGAAACCCCUGUGUAAGAUGGAAUCUGCCUUUUCUGCGGUCCGUGAAGGCAACAGCAUCAUCAUCGAAGACCUGGUGGUGAAAUUCAGUCAUCAGGAAGACACGCUGACGGGAAGCUUCUUCUUACCGCAAACGCGGAUCGAGGAGUGGGCCAUCGAAUGCAACCUUUCAAAGUGUUUAUUGUGCGUACGAAAAAGAGGCCUGGACCUGAUUUCAACUCUGGAAGAGUCACAUCCUGCUCUGGUGGACCCUGACAAAUUCACAUGGGUGGCUCAUGGAGUCACAACACAAGACAAGGAGAAGAAAAGCCCUUCAGACUCUGGACGUACGGUGAAUUUCUACAUCAACUAUCUACCGAUGAAAAACAUCCCUGACUGUAUCUACAAGAGCAACACAAGUUUCACUGUUGAAAUCAUCCCGAAGAUGCUUCCAAACAUACGGGCGGAGGAUGCUGUGGGUAACAUUCCUGUUGCCUGUGACCUUGUGAAGGCCAUCGCACUUGGACUACGCAUUCCACGAGAAGUACUGUCGGGGUCCGUGGUUCGGAGACGGAUACCAGGCAUGUCAGACCUUAACUACAGCCAGCUCACAGCUGUGGAUAAAGCUAUAGAAAACACCUUCACACUCAUCCAAGGGCCGCCUGGAACCGGAAAGACAAUAGUCGGAGCGUACAUCGUGCACUGCUUCUUUGAGCUGAACUUGGAGAACCCGUGGACAUCUGUGGACCCGAAGGAUCAGAACAAGAAAUCAGUCAUUCUCUACUGCGGUCCUUCCAAUAAGUCUGUCGACGUCGUUGCAGAGUUUCUGUUGAAGUUCGGAGGAAAGCCAAAACUCCUCAGGGUCUAUGGUCAACAAGUGGAGAUGGUGGAUUACCCUUUUCCAGAAUGUAGACUUCAGUUCUCUCACAUGUCACGCCGCAAUGAGCCAGCGAACCCCAAGCUCCGGAGCAUCACCCUCCAUCACCGCAUGAGAGAACCACAAAACCCUUUUUCAACCCAAAUACGAGCCUUUGACAAACGCAUUAAGGCAAAGGAACAUCUGACUGCAGACGAGGUGAAAGAGUACAAGCAGCUUCUCCAAAAGGCUCGUAUAUAUGAGCUGGAAAGACACGACGUCAUUCUGUGCACGUGCACGCAGGCGUCCACGCCGAGCCUGACCAAGACGGUCAGCGCACGACAGAUCCUCAUCGACGAAUGCGCAAUGGCGACCGAACCCCAGGCCAUGAUCCCACUGGUCUGCAACAAGCCAGAGAAGAUUGUGUUGAUCGGCGACCACAAACAGUUACGUCCAAUCGUGUUGAAUGAGCAAGUGCGAAAGUUGGGGAUGUCCAGGUCUCUGUUUGAGCGCUACUACACCACCCACGAGAAGAGGGCUGUGAUGCUGGACACCCAGUACAGAAUGCACAGGGACAUCUGCAGGUUCCCAUCAGAGGAGUUUUAUAACGCACAGCUUAAAACCGGUGUGGAGCAGCCGAACAGCGUCCUGCUGGUGGACAAGGUUACCAUGCCGAUCGUUUUCGGAGACAUCAGAGGAAAGACGGUCAGUUUGGUCGUCAGCACGGCGAAGGGCAACGAGAACUCCAAAGCGAACCGUGAAGAGAGGAAGAAAGUGGUGGAGAUAGCACAGAUGCUGGUGGAGAACGCCAAGAUCCAACAGCAGGGCAUCGUGAUCAUAUCGCCCUACAACGCCCAAGUAUCGGAAAUCAAAAUGGAGCUGAAGGAGAAGAAGAUGGAGGGAAUCACUGUCACCACCGUCACGAAAAGCCAAGGAAGUGAAUGGCGUUACGUGAUCAUAUCGACCGUGUGCUCGGUACCAAGUGAAGAGAUGGAGGUCGAACCAGAGAGGGGGUGGCUUUCCAAACACCUGGGCUUUGUGGGAGAUCCAAACCAGAUAAACGUGGCCAUCACCAGAGCCAAGGAGGGACUGUGCAUCAUCGGGAACCAGCAGCUGCUCAGCAGAAACCCAACUUGGAGACAUUUGCUCGACUUCUACAAACGUCAAAACGCAGUGACUGAUGCAGACAAGAUUUCAGUUCGUUGUGUCUGAAAAGUCUGAUGUUUGGAUUCACCGUCCGUUGAGUUUUCAGUCGGUUAAUACGACACGAACAUCUGAGACAGAACACACAAAUGAUCUCACAAAACGUAGAAUUAG